ACAAGUACUCGUGGCCUCUCGCCAUCGCCAACUAAUUGCUGUUGUCAGCUGAAGCACCUCUCUCCAGAGAUAUAUUGUUUAUCUCCUUGUGGACAACUUGGAUUCGAUGUCGCUAUUCUUGAUCACUGCCCGAACGAUUAAACAAGUAUUGAGCACACAGAUAAGUUGUCAUUGGUCGCGUGCCAUUUCCCUCGAUUUUAGAUCAUUAAUUUCUUCCAAAAAAUUUUAAUUUGCAGGUUUCUCUGAUUGCGAUUCGAGGCAUUGUUAUAAUGUCUAUGCCGAUUUUCUUUAUAUUCUCUAAUUUUUCAUAUAUUUAAAAGCUGUUCAGGCUUGAAGCUGCCCAAGCAUUGUCAUUGUUGAAACUUGAAAUGUGAAGGAUUGGUAAACAUGUACGAAAGGGGAUUGGGUUUGGCAUUGUCGCUUUUGCUGUUGGCUGCAGCUCAUGCUUCGAUCCACGAAUACUCCAAUGGUGGCUUUUCUCCACAGAUGAAUGCGUUCUCCUUCUAUGCGGGCAGUGAAGGGCUUUAUGCUCCUUCAACUACAGGCAACGGGAAAUCAUUCAUCAAGUUUGACUUACUUACAUUCCGAAGAACCAAUGAAUCUGCUUCUAAGCACGGGGAAAUGGAGCAUAUCACUGGACUAAUUGAAGCAAUCAUAUUUGAUAUAAAGGACAAGGAUUUGAUUGGGCUCGCCUCAUAUUCUGGGGAAACUGCGCUCUGCUGUACUCCUGACCUUGCGAAGUUAGAAGGCUGUAAACAAGGGCAUAUCAUUAUUCGACAAUCUUCUAAUGAAACAGAUUGGCCUCGCAGUAUUUCUUUUGUUUUCCAGGGAAAUGAUUUGGAGACAAAGACCCAGCCAGACACCAUCUACAUACCAAAGACUGGCAUGUACAAUCUAUAUUUUAUGUUCUGCGACAAACAACUGAAGGAUACUGUUAUAAAUGGCAGAACUCUGUGGAAGAACCCAACAGGUUAUUUGCCAGGCCGGCUGGAACCUUUAAUGAGAUUUUAUGGUUGUUUGUCUUUGGUGUACAUAAUUCUUGGACUUAUAUGGUUUCUCCAGAAUGUACGGUUCUGGAAAGAUAUAACACAACUACAGAACUGCAUAUCAGCAGUUAUUUUUCUCUGUAUGUUGGAAAUGACCUUGUGUUAUUUUGAGUAUGCUAAUUUCAAUGCAACCGGACGCAGACCUGUCAGUAUUACUUUCUGGGCAGUCACCUUUGGGGCUAUUAAGAAGACCGUCUCUCGCCUUCUCCUUCUUGUGGUUUCUAUGGGUUAUGGCGUGACACGACCAACUCUUGGAGGAAUUACUUCCAAGGUGGCUCUUCUUGGAAUAAUUUACUUUAUGGCUUCAGAGGCAUUGGAACUUGUAGAGAAUGCUGGGAAUAUAAAUGAUGUUCCCAGGGAAGGAAGGACUUUAUUUGUGAUACCUGUUGCAGUUUUGGAUGCUUUAUUUAUAAUAUGGAUCUUCACUUCCUUAUCAAAAACCUUGGAAAAGUUGCAUGUGCGGAAAAGUUUUGCGAAGCUUGAUCUCUAUAGAAAAUUUACAAAUGCCUUAGCAGUAGCUGUACUCUUUUCCGUUGCUUUCAUUGGCUAUGAGUUAUAUUUCAAGAUAACAGACCCCUUCAACGAAAAUUGGGAAACUUCUUGGAUUAUUAUAGCUCUCUGGAAUUCACUUUCAUUUGUACUGCUUUGUGUAGUUUGUUUCUUGUGGGCGCCAUCCCAGAAUGUUACACGGUAUGCAUUUUCUGAUGAGGCUGGAAAUGCUUUCGAUGAAGAGGAGCUUGUUGCUUUGACUGGAGGAAUUGUGAAGCCAAAAGUUAACGUUUCUAUCAAACAAGAUGUUUUUAGUCUUGGAGAAGAGACUGAAGAAGAUAAAAGAGAAUAAGUCCUAUAUUAUUCCAAAUUGGGCUUAUCAAAUUAGUUGGGAAUACGUUGUUUUCCACCAUAGACGAGCAUAGUUGCUACCCCUUAUUUUAUUUGGAUGUUUUCUUUCAUUGUGCAUUUCUGAUUCUCUUAAUGCAGCAAAUUGUAUGCAGAAAUCAAAGGGAUGCGCCAUGUGUUGUAACAUUAUAAGAAAGUUGUUGCCUCUGUCAUAUUUCUAAUUUUUUCUUGAAGCAAAUAAUUUAGAACCAAGUUCUAACUUUUAACAA
Molecule: messenger RNA, 2152 nt
Organism: Cryptomeria japonica (Japanese cedar)
Lineage: Eukaryota; Viridiplantae; Streptophyta; Pinopsida; Cupressales; Cupressaceae
Exons: 6
Coding region: 388-1887 (499 amino acids)
Biological process (GO): transport
Cellular component (GO): membrane; Golgi apparatus
Source: RefSeq, a predicted model, not a curated record